AUGCCGGACGUUCACGCCCUUGUCAAUGACUUCUUAAUCAAGCUCAAAAAGCGUAAAAUCGAGGGCUCAAAGACCACGGCGAAGGUCACGGCGGAGGUUCUCCGGUCAUUCAUCUCUCAGCAGAGGCUUCCUAGUACGAAUCAGGCUGGAGCUCUUAUUGAUGCCGUGAGAGGCGUUGGGGAGCAGCUAAUUGCUGCUAAUCCCGUGGAGCUUGCUGUUGGUAAUGUUGUAAGGCGUGUUUUACACAUCAUUAGGGAGGAGGAGCUUACGCUCACUUCAGCUGCUAUUGGUGGGAUGGGUCUAUCGGCUGGAAGUGAUGACGAAGAUGAAGCUGAGCAUGAUGGUCCGGAUUUGUCUGCAGCAAUUGUUGCCGCUGCUGCCCGAAACACUCUGAGGCCUCCUUCCUUACAGACACUCCUCGAGGAUUUACCUCAUACAGCAGCUGUUCCUCACACAUAUUCCUCUGGAGGCGACUCUGAUGGAAAAAGCAAAUCUGUUGAUAGGAACUCAAAUGCUAGGAAACUAAAGCAUAAUGUCAUCGAGGCUGUUAAUGAACUGAUUCAAGAUAUAGCCACUUGCCAUGAACAGAUUGCUGAACAAGCAGUGGAGCAUAUACAUCAUAACGAAGUAAUCUUAACUUUGGGCAGUUCAAGAACAGUAGUGGAAUUUCUUUGUGCCGCAAAGGAAAAGAAGAGAUCAUUCAAAGUGUUUGUUGCAGAGGGUGCUCCGAGGUACCAGGGGCAUGCUCUUGCUAAGGAAUUAAUCACAAGGGGGCUUCAAACGACAGUAAUCACUGAUUCUGCUGUCUUUGCAAUGAUUUCCCGCGUGAAUAUGGUUAUUGUUGGAGCUCAUGCUGUGAUGGCCAAUGGUGGGGUUAUAGCACCUGUUGGAUUGAAUAUGGUGGCACUAGCAGCUCAAAGGCAUGCUGUCCCAUUUGUUGUUCUUGCGGGAAUUCACAAGCUUUGCCCUCUAUAUCCUCACAAUCCAGAGGUCCUAUUAAAUGAAUUGAGGUCGCCAUCAGAGCUCUUGGACUUUGGAGAAUUUUCGGAUUGCUUAGAUUUUGGAAGUGGUUCUGGUUCUCCCAAUCUUCAUGUCGUCAAUCCUGCAUUUGAUUAUGUACCACCAAAUCUUGUUAGUCUGUUCAUUACAGAUACUGGAGGGCAUAAUCCUUCUUAUAUGUACCGACUUAUUGCUGAUUAUUACUCAGCUGAUGAUUUAGUUGUCCAAAGGAGAUCAGCUUCUUGA
Messenger RNA from Oldenlandia corymbosa var. corymbosa, 1245 nucleotides. NCBI's taxonomy places the organism in Eukaryota, Viridiplantae, Streptophyta, Magnoliopsida, Gentianales, Rubiaceae. The record is from the annotation of a GenBank genome assembly.